AUGGGCGGGUUCAAGGAUAAGCUUGAAGGCCAGAAUAUCAUAGUGGUCGGAGGAAGCACAGGUAUUGGCUUCGGAGCUGCAGCGGCGCUUCUCGAUGUCGGUGCAAGAGUAACCAUCAUUUCAUCCUCUUCAGCAAAACUAGAUGCCGCACUGCAAAGACUUGGGUCUCCGAACGCCAAAGGAGUUGUCGCAGAUGUCCGUAACGAAGCCGCCUUUACUGAUACACUUCGAUCACUGGCACCUGUCGACCACGUUGUCUUCUCGGCCGUUGAUAACAUUAUUCGAGGCAAAUUAGAAGAUCAAAACCUAGACGAAGCAAAGCAUCUCUUUGGGGUAAAAUUCUGGGGUGCAGUGAUUACUGGGAAAGUUCUUCUGAAGUACGAUAUUGUGCGCAAGGGAGGCUCCUUGACUCUCACGUCUGGGACCGCCGGCAUCAAGCCUGGGAAGAACGCCGCGAUUGGUGGAGCCUUGAAUGGAGGAGUACUCUCUCUCACCAAAGGCCUUGCAGCAGACCUCGCGGAGAAGAAGAUCCGUGUGAACACAGUCGUGCCAGGCUUGGUGAAAACACCCCUGUGGGAUAAACAAGGCAAGACCCCUGAAGAGCAGGAGGAGAUAUUCAACAAAGCGAGCCAAACCCUUCCGGUGGGGUUUGUUGCCACUCCUGAGCAUAUCGCUGAAGCGUACCUCUAUGCCGUUCGAGCAGAUUACUCCACCGGGAAACUGAUAGAGAUAGAUGGAGGUGUUCUAGUAUAG
This is a messenger RNA of Fonsecaea nubica, 753 nucleotides long. RefSeq lists its product as hypothetical. The record is from RefSeq and is a predicted model, not a curated record. The transcript has 4 exons. NCBI's taxonomy places the organism in Eukaryota, Fungi, Ascomycota, Eurotiomycetes, Chaetothyriales, Herpotrichiellaceae. Gene Ontology annotation, molecular function: oxidoreductase activity. Bases 1 to 753 code for a protein of 250 amino acids.